UCUUCUUUGUUCUCUGGGAGCUUGCAUGUCCUGAACUGGAACUCUCUACAACUCCCGAAAUAACCCAUAUUUGUUAGUGAAAUAAGUGACAGUUUAACUUUUAAGAUUAACAUUCCUUGGUGAGCAGAUAUGGGAUCUCAAGAAGACCCCCCAAUAACUCCAAGGCUAGUGAGCAAACAGGUGCUAGACCCCAAAGAGCCAGUUGAGCUCACUGCUUUCUUGCCGACCCUGGAGUUUGAGGGAAGACAGCAUCCAUCUGUUAAAACUUUUGGCUUCAAAGGGGCACAAAGUCUCCAAAGAAAAAAUGCAGUUUGCUCAAACUCAGGUUCGAUACUUAGGGUACCUGAUCUCAGAACAAGGACUACAUUUGGAUCCAGGCUAGAGGCCCGCUCUGGCCAGCCCCCUAAGCUCGGUCCUCAGGGAGGCAUGGCGAAGUCCAGGGGCCGACGCUACCUUUGGAUGUGCUUGGCUGCGGUGCUGGCAUCUUUCCUGGCAGGAUUUAUGGUGGGCUGGUUUAUUAAGCCUUUCAAAGAAAGCACUUCACUGGGCUAUCAUCAAAGUAUGCGGUGGAACCUGGUAUCUGAGAUGAAAGCUGAAAAUAUUAAAUCAUUUCUUCGUUCUUUUACAAAGCUCCCUCAUCUGGCAGGAACAGAACAAAAUUUACUUCUUGCCAAGAAAAUCCAAACCCAGUGGAAGAAAUUUGGACUGGAUUCAGCCGAGUUGGUUCAUUAUGAUGUUCUCCUAUCCUACCCUAAUGAGACAAAUGCCAACUAUAUAUCAAUCGUGGAUGAACAUGGAAUUGAGAUUUUCAAUACAUCAUACCUUGAGCCACCACCAGAUGGAUAUGAGAAUGUUACAAACAUUGUUCCACCAUAUAAUGCUUUCUCAGCCCAAGGCAUGCCAGAGGGAGAUCUUAUAUAUGUGAACUAUGCUCGUACUGAAGAUUUUUUCAAACUGGAAAGAGAGAUGAACAUCAAUUGCAGUGGAAAGAUUGUUAUUGCAAGAUAUGGAAAAAUCUUCAGAGGAAAUAAAGUUAAAAAUGCCAUGUUAGCAGGAGCCAUAGGCAUCAUCUUGUACUCCGAUCCAGCUGACUACUUUGCCCCUGGGGUACAGCCAUAUCCUAAAGGAUGGAACCUUCCUGGAACUGCAGUGCAGAGAGGGAAUGUGUUAAAUUUGAAUGGUGCUGGUGACCCGCUCACUCCAGGCUAUCCAGCUAAAGAGUACACUUUUAGACUUGAUGUCAAAGAAGGAGUGGGAAUCCCCAAGAUCCCUGUACAUCCUAUUGGGUAUAACGAUGCAGAAGUAUUGUUACGUCACAUGGGAGGAACUGCUCCACCAGAUGACAGCUGGAAGGGAAGUCUUAAUGUGGAUUACAACAUUGGGCCUGGCUUUGCAGGGCAUGAUUCCUUCAGGAAGGUUAGAAUGCAUGUUCAUAACACCAAUAAAAUUACAAGGAUUUAUAAUGUAAUUGGAACAAUCAGAGGAUCUGUGGAACCUGACAGGUAUGUUAUUCUAGGAGGUCAUCGGGACUCCUGGGUGUUUGGAGCUAUUGACCCAACCAGUGGAGCUGCUGUUUUGCAAGAAAUUGUCCAGAGUUUUGGAAAACUGAUGGGUAGAGGCUGGAGACCUAGAAGAACAAUUAUUUUUGCCAGCUGGGAUGCAGAAGAAUUUGGGCUGCUGGGCUCCACAGAAUGGGCUGAGGAGAAUGCAAAAACACUCCAGGAGAGAAGCAUUGCUUAUAUCAAUUCUGAUUCAUCUAUAGAAGGCAAUUAUACUCUGAGAGUUGACUGUACACCCCUUCUUUACCAAUUGGUGUAUAAACUGACAAAAGAGAUAUCCAGCCCAGAUGAUGGUUUUGAGAGUAAGUCUCUUUAUGAAAGCUGGUUGGAAAAGGACCCUUCAUCUGAAAAUAAAGAUUUUCCUAGAAUCAACAAGCUGGGAUCUGGAAGUGAUUUUGAAGCUUACUUUCAGAGACUUGGGAUUGCUUCAGGCAGAACCCGUUACACUAAGAACAGGAAAACAGAUAAGUACAGCAGCUACCCGGUAUACCAUACAAUUUAUGAGACGUUUGAAUUAGUAGAGAAUUUUUAUGACCCUACUUUUAAAAAACAGCUUUCAGUGGCUCAGUUACGAGGGGCACUGGUUUAUGAGAUUGCAGACUCUAUAAUCAUUCCUUUCAAUAUUGAAGACUAUGCAAAAGCUUUGAAAAACUAUGCAACAAGCAUCUACAAUUUAUCUAAGAAACAUGACCAACGAUUGAGAGACCAUGGAGUAUCAUUUGAUUCUUUAUUUUCUGCUGUGAAAAACUUCUCAGAUGCUGCUUCCGAUUUUCAUAGAAGACUCACAGAAGUUGAUCUUAACAAUCCUAUUGCAGUGAGAAUCAUGAAUGACCAAUUGAUGCUCCUGGAGAGAGCAUUCAUCGAUCCUCUUGGUUUACCAGGGAGGCGGUUCUAUAGGCACAUCAUCUUUGCUCCAAGUAGCCACAACAAAUACGCUGGAGAAUCAUUUCCUGGGAUCUACGAUGCUAUGUUUGAUAUUGAAAAUAAAGAAGACCCUCAAUCAGCCUGGACAGAAGUAAAGAAACACAUUUCUAUUGCAGCCUUUACAAUUCAAGCAGCAGCAGGAACCCUGAAAGAAGUGUUAUAGGAAGGUCUCAGCCAAAUGGCCAUUAAAAGUGUUACUGAAAGUCUCAGGAUAAAAUCUUUCCUUGUAUUUUGAUCACUUAUGAAGCCAGAGUAUUCAAUAAUCUUGCUUUUCAUGUCCUAUUUUGAUUUAGACUUCCAUUCUGUUCAUCUGUAAAGAGUUUUUUGGCUUUUUAAAAAUUCAAAACUUCAUCACCAAAUCGUUAAUCUAAUAAAACAAAAGAACUCCAGUCUUGGGGCAGAAAGACAUAAAGUAACUGAAAAUUCCCACAAAUAACAUAUGACAAGGAACUUGGAGCUCUCAGAUGUUGCUAGUAGAAAUGUAAAAUGGUACAACCAUUUUGGAAAACAGUUUGUUAGCUUCUUACCAAGUUAAAAAAUACAGUUAACCCUUGAACAUGGGUCUGAACUGCACAAAUCCACUUAUACAUAAUUUUUUUCUAAUACAGCAUUUUAUGAUUUUAACAUUUUUCUUCUAGUUUUACUGUAAGAAUACAGGAUAUAAUACAUAUAUAUAAAAUAUGGGUUAAUCAACUGUUUAUAUUAUUGGUAAGGCUUCUGCUCAACAGUAGGCUAUCAGCUGUUAAAUUUUUAGGGAGUAGAGUUAUAUGCAUAUUUUUGUCUGCCUGGUAGAUUGGCACCCGUAACCCUCACACUGUUCAAGGGUCAACUGUAGUAACCCUUGCAAGUUAUUGUUUCAUAAGUUAUGUUUUUAUCAUCUUUAAUAAACAGCUGAUAAUUAGAACAAGUGAUUAUGUGCCAAAGCCGUGUAAUUAAGCAAGGAUGUUACAUAUAUAAUGAGCUAUUUUUUUUUUUAAUGUUGAUUUUUGAGGCAUAGAGAGUGCGUGAGUGAGCACAUGAGCAGGGCAGGGGCAGAAAGGGGUAGACACAGAAUCUGAAGCAGGCUCAUGGCUCUGAGCUGUAAGCAAGAGCCCAACGUGGGGCUUGAACCCACGAGCCAUGAGAUCAUGACCUGAGCCAAAGUUGGACGCUCAACCGACUGAGCCACCCAGGCGCCCGUGAGCUAUUUCUUAACGUUUUCCCUUACAAGUACUUUACCUAUAAGAUGUUUUAUGUAUGCCACUUGCUAAUGACAAAACAAAAAUCUAGUGAUGAAACAAAAAAAGGGGAGACUGAGGAAAUCACCAUAGAAAUCCACUGUACAAAGGUAGAAACAGAGGGAAAAGGAAACACAGGAGAUAAAAAAAAUAACCAGAAGGCAAAAAAGAAGACAGCAGUAGUUAAGUAAUUAUAAAUGGAUUGAAUUCACCAAAGGGCACAAAGUGGCUGGAUGCAAAAAACACCUAACUAUAUAGCUGUCUAAAGGAAACUCAUUUUAGUUCUAAAAACACAGACUCAAGGUGUAGGGACAGAGGAGGAUAUUCCAUGCAUGUAGAUACCAAAAAAAAGUACGCAUCACCAUAUUUAUGCCAGAAAAAAUACACUUCAAGCCCAAAACAUUAAGAGACAAAGAAGUCACUAAUAAUAAAUACAUCAAGAAGAUAAAACAAUUAUACAUCCAACAUCAGAACAUCACAAUUAAAUGGAUUCAACAGUCAUAUACAGAACAUUCCAACCUACAGCAUAAUCCACGUUUUUUUCAAGUGCAUAUGGACAUUUGCCAAGGCAGAUCACAUGAUAGGGCACAAAACAAAUCUCAGCAAAUUUAAGAUUGAAAUAAUACCAACUAUCUUUUCUGACCACAAUAGUGUAAAAUAGAAAUCAGCAAGAGAAAGCUAGAAAAAUCUACCAAUAUGUGGAAACUAAACAUACUUCUAAAUAAUCCACGAGUCAAAAAAAUGGAAAUAUGACACAUCAAAUCUUAUGGGGUGCAGCAAAAGCAGUUGAAAGUUUACAGUAUAAAUGCAUAUAUUAAGAAAUUACAAAGAUCUCAAACAGCCAGUUGUGAAAGUUACUCUAGGAAAUGUAAAAAGAAUAAGUCUAGACAUAGCAGAAGGAAAUAAAAGCAGAAAUAAAAUCUCUUUCAGAAAAAAGCAUCAGUAAAACCUAAAAGCUGGUUCAUCAAAAAGGUAAAACUGACAAAACUUUAGCCAGACUUAGAAAUGAAACCAAUCUUGGGGUGCCUGGGGGACUCAGUCAUUAAGCAUCUGACUUCGGCUCAGGUCAUGAUCUCAUGGUGUGUGAGUUUGAGAUGCCCACGUUGGGCUCUGUGCUGACAGCUCAGAGCCUGGAGCCUGCUUCAGACCCUGUGUGUCUCUCUUUCUCUGCCCCUCCUGCAUUCAAACUUUGUCUCUCUCAAAAAUAAACAUUAAAAAUUUUUUUUUAAAAAAAGAUCUUACAACUGAUACUACAAAAAUACACAGGAUUCAAGAGACCAGUAUCAACAACUAUAUGCCCCAAAACAGGUAAAAAGGAUACAUUUCUAGAAACAACCUAUCAAGACAAUGAAAAAGAAACAUAAAACAUGAAUAGACCAAUAAGGAACAAGAGACUGAAUAAUUUAAAACAUCACAGUACAAAAAAUAACCGAAGACCAGAUGGCUCCAUUGGCAAAUUCUAAUCAACACUCCGAGAAUUAACACCAUCUUUCUCAAACUUCCAAAAACUUUAGGUAUACGGAAUAUUUGCAAACUCAUUUAAAAGGCCAGCAUUAUUCUGGCGCUAAAGCCAGAAAAGAACAAAAAGCAGAGACCAAUAUUGCUGAUGAACACAACUCUCAACCAAAUAUGAGCAAACCUAAUUGAAGAACACAAAAAGCUUAUACAUCUUGACUAAAUGGGAUUUAUCCCUGGGAUGCAAAAAUGGUUCAAUACGUGUAAAACAAUAAAUGUCAUACAUCACGUUAAUAAAAUGAAAGACAAAAAUCACGAUCAUCUAUGCAUUUAAAAUGCAACAUCCUUUCAUGAUAAAAACUUCAGGCACAUUGGGUAUAGAAUGAACAUACCUCAACAUAAAGGCCAUGUAUGACCAACCCACAGCUAACAUGAUACUCAACUGAGAAAAACUGAAAGCUCUUGCUCAUAUUCAAAUCAGGAAGGAGGAAGUGAAACUGUCCCAUUUGUAGUUAAUAUGAUUUUGUAUAUGCAACAUCCUAAAGACACAAAAAAAACAAAAAAAAACGAACUAAUCAGGGAUUUCAGUAAAGUUGCAGGACACAAAAUGUACAGAAAUAAGUUACAUUCCUAUA
Acinonyx jubatus (cheetah) is the source of this 5790-nucleotide messenger RNA. RefSeq names its product N-acetylated alpha-linked acidic dipeptidase 2 (gene NAALAD2). Bases 130 to 2646 code for a protein of 838 amino acids. Gene Ontology annotation, molecular function: carboxypeptidase activity. The transcript is spliced from 21 exons. The record is from RefSeq and is a predicted model, not a curated record. NCBI's taxonomy places the organism in Eukaryota, Metazoa, Chordata, Mammalia, Carnivora, Felidae.